AGCUAGCUGUGCGAUGCAAUCAUUUUGCGCUACGAACUACGUCCCCGCCUGGUGUACUUUAUGAAGUAAAAAUCAAGUAAAACAAUGAUUGUUCAGCUUUCAAUAUUUGCGAUUAUCGUCUACUUAUUACGGAGAUUUCAAAUUUUCAAGAAGAUGUUCAAGCCUGGAAGUCCUCUGUUUGCUGUCGGCUACAACCUUUACACCAAGACCAGAGUUGGGAACUAUCUGAACAGCAGAGACAUCGCCAAGAACAAAUUAGUGUUCCCUGAUGGCCAUUCUGUGGUGGAGCACACUGAAGUCGAAGGUGUGAUAAUUCUUCCUAUCCCGUAUCUGAAGGAUAACUAUGCAUACUUGGUCAUUGAGAAAGCAUCAAACAUCGCUGCUGUUAUAGAUCCUGGAGAUGCGGAAGCUGUGCAGAGGGUGAUUGAACAACAAAACGUGCAACUGACAGCUAUCCUGACAACCCAUAAGCAUUGGGAUCAUUCAGGAGGCAACCAGAAGCUCAAAUCUUUGCAUUCUAACCUUGCUGUGUAUGGUGGCGAGAGGGAUGGAGUGCCAGGAUGUAAUCAUAAACUUAAAGAUGGUGAUAGUUUCCAGAUUGGAGGCUUAAAGUUCACUGCACUAUUUACUCCUGGACACACUGUUGGUCACAUGGUCUAUCUACUUGACAGAUCAGAUAAGAAUUUACCUAACUCUCUUUUUACUGGAGAUAUUCUCUUCUUAGGCGGAAAUGGUCGAAUGUUUGAAGGUCCUCCCUCCCUUAUGCUAAGUAGUCUGGAUAAAAUCUGCCAGAUUCCUGAUGACACCCUCGUGUGGCCAGGUCAUGAAUAUGCAGUAGACAAUCUCCGUUUUGCACAUAACAUUGAUCCAGCAAAUGAGGAUGUAACGAGAAAACUAAAUUAUGUGGAGGAAAGGAGAAAGGAGAGAAGGAUUACAAGCCCAUCAACCCUUGGUGAGGAGAAGAGCUACAACCCUUUCUUGAGGACAUCACAAGACAGUAUCCUGCAGCAGGUCGACCCUGGACACCAGACCACGUCAAACAGACAAGCCUUGAGGGCCAAAGCACUGGCUUACCUCCGCAAGAACAAAGACUCUUUCAGUUACAAGCUAUAGCGCUCAUUAUUAACUUGGCAAGCCCAAGGUACAGUAUGUCUUAUAUGUUGCAGAGUAUAUAAAUUGAUUUGAAUUGUACUAUGGAAUCGUUAACAUAAGUUGACUCUAUAAUAUUUAUACGUAUAUGAACUUUUGCAACAUCCAUUUAUGAGGAUGACUCACAGAUAACUGGCCCCAUUCCUCAUUUGUCUUCUCAGAAUCAAGAGAAAAAUGGUGUCACAUUCUAAAUGGACGAGAAGACAAAGGAAGAUGUAACAACUAGUAAAUGUUUUCAUUUUGCCGAUCAGAUUGUCGCCAAUGCUUUUGAAUAGGCAAGCUCUUUUUUAAGCUUCUUUUCUUGAGCACACAACAGAAGUCAUUUUUCUUUGUAUUUAUGAAACAAUUAUUGAAAACUUAUGCUAUUACUAAUGUAACACUCUAAAAAUAAAUCAUGAAACAUUCGAUUCGAAUUCAGGCAAAGAAACAAGCUAGUGAGAGCACCAAACCAAUUUAAUUAAGAACUUAAAAGUACAUAUGUAAACUUUCUUUCAUAUGAUCAUAGUCCUCAUUAUGUCUUGGCUGUGUUAGUCUCUGCUGGCAAAUUUGGAAGCACUCCAAUGGGGUCGAGACAUUAAAGGAAAAGUCCACCCUAAUAUUUAGUUUGUUUUAAUAAAAUUGUCAUCGUUCACCUUUAAACCCAAAUUGGCAACAAUUUGACGUAUAAAAUCAACAUCAACAUAUAUGAGCAAUGCACAAUAAACAUACAAUCAAUAUUAAAAUGGCAAAGUAGCAAGAAACAGAAUAAGUUCAUACAUGUAGGUACAAACAAAAGUAUGUGUAUAGUGCAGAAAACCGGUAAAUAAGAUGAAUUGGCUAACAGACCACUCCAAAUUAAAAACAUCAGAACAAAUAUAAUGAUAGAUCUUCAAGCAUAGCAUAUGAAAAUACACCUGACAAGAAAUCAAUAUUAUGUACAUUGGAAAAUAUGACAAUUCAAAGAAAUAUAAUUUUGCAAAAAAAUAAUGGAAAAUAACAAUAGGAUGGGAGAGUGAACGAAUACCAAAUGAGAAGUGGCAUCCCCCGAGAAAUAUGAAACAGUUAGGCCCCAAACGACCCAACAAAAUAUCUACAAGGGGAAAAAAAACUGUGACCAUCUAUCACGACCUGUGGACUCGUCAUCGAAUGGCACCUUUGAGAGGAGAAAGAUAAAUCUAUUCUUGCUCAUUGUUGCUCCGAAGAUCGGGUGUCCAAUUCGGUCAUUGAAAAGCCGGUUCCUGUUGUGAUGGCUCAUGUUCUGUGGCAAAGCAGGGACCCAUAAGCGACCCAUUUCUCCCCCCCUCACCCCCUCCUGAGUGUAGAUCAGCCCGAUGAAAGCAGUUACUUCCACAUUAUCUGUAUCGUGGAGGUACGUAAUCUUGUUGUUGGAGAGCACAGAGGGAUCGAGACCUGCUCGGAAAGCUUGGAUUUUCUUGUUCGUAUGUUCAACCACCAUGUCCAGUAUGUCAUCGGUGAACAUAUCCACGCAUCUCCUGGGGAUGUCAGAUUUUGUGCACGUUGUUGACCCCUGGUGUACCAGUCAGGAUGUUUGCCAUGUUCUGGCGUCCUCUUUGGGUGCUGGGUUUGUUUUUCCAAGUUAGGGUCUUUUCUCGAUUGUCCCUUGAUUUCUUCUCCAACAAAACAGUAUGCUGCUUUACCUCAUCGGGCAGUUUCCAUUCCUCGUAGUUGGUGGGAUCAAGAGCGGUGUCAAUACAUACAUACAUACAUAUUAAUAUUUAUAUAGCGCCUUUACAUAAACAAGCUCAAAGCACUUUACAUUAGUGAAUAAAAAACAGAAUAAUAAUAUGCUCUCCAAGUGCAUUACACUCUAAAAAAUAACACAGCUCAUCUAUUUGUUUAUUUAUUUAUUUGAACAUAUUUCAUCAGGAUAACAAGAUCAGAAAGGACUAGUUUACAUCCUGGUCCUGAAUAAUAAAAGCUUACACUAAAACAUCAAAACAAAAUAUUCAUACAUAUAUAAUGAGAAUUGUUAAAAUACUCAUGAAGUCAUGAUAAAAAUAUUUAGUGACCAUAAUCUAGGUCGUCUACAUCGCCGUCAUCUAAUGCCUGCAGAAUCUCCAUCUCAAUGUCCAGGCUGGUGACAUCCUGUGUCUGUUAUGAAAGAAAAAAGAGAUUUGUUAUGGUAUUCAUCCAGGGCAAAUGGCAAAUGCCUUGAGACCAUGGUAUGCAUUGUCACUAAAAUCAAAUUUAUUAGAAAAAGAAGCUAAGUUGCAAAAUAUUACAAUGAUAUCCCUCAUUUUCAAGAGAGAAACAAUAUAACAACACAACCAUAAAGAAAAAAAAGAAAGAAUAGUUUGACUGAACUUACCUUUUCUUUUCUUUUUUCCUUGGGGGGUCCUACUACUAGAUGCCAUUUUGAUUCGUUAGAAGAAAUUCCAUUUGUCAUGUGAACUGUCAGAGAGUAUGAAUGCCACUGAACUGAAAGAUCCUAAGCCGUAUUGCACACAUAUUCGAUCCAAUAGGAUUUGCCGCUCUCUUUCUGGUUCGUGCAAAAAUCGGUGUGCAGCAGUUAUGGCAAGGAGGAUAUGAUUGAGAUGAAGUUCAUCAUCCAAAGCAGAUGUCCCAAUAACAAGGUCUUCACUAGAAACAGCCUCCUCCACCUAUAAAUAAACAAAUAGAGACAUAAAACAACCAUGAAAUAAAAAACACAUCACACAACACAAACCACAAAACCGGCUGCAAAAAAACUGUGCACUAAAAAAUCAUUUUAAAUCUAAAACACUAUGUUCCUUUACAAA
This is a messenger RNA of Strongylocentrotus purpuratus (purple sea urchin), 3887 nucleotides long. RefSeq names its product probable hydrolase PNKD (gene pnkd). Gene Ontology annotation, molecular function: hydroxyacylglutathione hydrolase activity. Bases 85 to 1113 code for a protein of 342 amino acids. Gene Ontology annotation, cellular component: mitochondrion. The transcript has 11 exons. Lineage: Eukaryota; Metazoa; Echinodermata; Echinoidea; Camarodonta; Strongylocentrotidae. The record is from RefSeq and is a predicted model, not a curated record.